AUGAGAUUAUUAAAAAGUCAUCCUUUAUUAAAAUUAGUUAACUCAUAUCUUAUUGACGCUUCACAACCUAGUAACAUAAGUUAUUUAUGAAACUUCGGUUCUUUAUUAGCAUGUUGUUUAAUUAUACAAAUUGUAACUGGUGUAACAUUGGCAAUGCACUAUAGUCCUAACGUAUUAGAAGCUUUUAACUCUAUAGAACAUAUUAUGCGUGAUGUGAAUAAUGGAUGAUUAGUACGUUACUUACACAGUAACACAGCUUCAGCUUUCUUCUUCUUAGUUUAUUUACAUAUAGGAAGAGGAAUGUAUUAUGGAUCUUAUAGAGCUCCUAGAACAUUAGUUUGAGCUAUCGGAACAGUAAUCCUUAUACUUAUGAUGGCUACUGCCUUCCUGGGUUAUCAACAUAGCCCAAAAUGGUUUGAUAUAAGUAAUAAAGGUAGUAUAAGUAAUAAAGGUAAUAUCACAAAUUCGUUGCCCCCCCUCCUCCAGAGGUGGGGGGGAAGAAUAAACAAGAGAUUGUUUAACAAAAAUCUAGUAAAAAGAGGUUAUUGUACAAGUAGUUCUUUAAAUAGUCCUGAAAUGUCUGAAAGAUUACAAACGAUUAUUAAUGAAUUAGGUAUAAACCCUGUAUAUGUUUAUGAAGAUUUAAAUCAACCUUCCAGUUGAAAACAAAUAUUACAUGAUACAAGAGAUUUAAGCGGUGUAUAUAUGAUAAUUAAUAAAACAACAAAAGAUUAUUAUAUAGGUUCUGCAUCCAAUAAUAGAUUUUAUACUAGAUUCUGUAAUCAUGUUAUUCAUUUUACAGGUAGCAAAAUAGUUAAAUUAGCAAUUAAAAAGUAUGAAUUGAAAAAUUUUGCUUUUGUUAUAUUAGAUUUAUAUCCUAAUGUUGUUACCAAAGAAAAUAACAAGGAAUUAUUGGAUUUAGAAGAUAAAUAUUUAAAACUAUUAGUGCCUAAUUAUAAUAUUUUAACCGAAGCAGGUUCUAGUUUUGGUUACAAACAUACUGAAAUAGAUCGUCAAAAGAUGAAAGAUCUUUAUAGUGACGCUAGACGAGAAAAGAUAGGUAGUCUAAAUAGGGGUAAAAAGUUUUCUCCUGAAACAAUAGAAAAAAUAAGAGAAAAGGCUUUAACUAGACCUCCUAUGUCAGAAGAAACUAAAAUAAAAUGUAUUGCUAAUACAAGACCUGUUGUGUUAUAUAACUUGAAUAGAACUAUUUACGGUAAGUACUCUACUAUUUUAGAAGCAGCUAAUGCUAUUAACUGUAAUGAAAAAACCAUUAGAAGAGCACUGCAGACAGAAAAAAAAUUAGUUAAAAGACAGUGAAUAGUAGAAGAUUUUUCUGACAAAUAG
Molecule: messenger RNA, 1347 nt
Organism: Neurospora crassa OR74A
Lineage: Eukaryota; Fungi; Ascomycota; Sordariomycetes; Sordariales; Sordariaceae
Source: the annotation of a RefSeq genome assembly